Messenger RNA from Miniopterus natalensis, 947 nucleotides. It is a transcript of the gene PTPN18, whose product is annotated as protein tyrosine phosphatase non-receptor type 18. The record is from RefSeq and is a predicted model, not a curated record. Lineage: Eukaryota; Metazoa; Chordata; Mammalia; Chiroptera; Miniopteridae.
AUGGUGCCCAUUCAGGUCAUGGUCCAGUCUGGGGCUCUGAAGUAUGUGUCCUGGCCCGAGGGGGUCCUCAGCAAUCCUGACCACAUUCUCACCAUGGUGGAGGCCCAUCAUCUUCAGGGAUCUGGCCCCAGCCCCCUUUGUAUUUACUGCAGCAUGGGCUAAACAGGUGGAUGAACAGGCGUCUUGUGUACCAUGGAUCAUGUGAGACAGUUGCUCCUCACCCAGAUGCUCCCACCUAACUUCAGCCUCUUUGACCUGGUCCUCCAGAUGCGGAAGCAGCAGCCUCCAGCUGUGCAGACAGAGGAGCAAUACAAUUUCCUGUACCAUACAGUGGCUCAGAUGGUCUCAGAAUUCCAGAACGUGAAUCCUCAUUCCCAGAACCUCAAGGAAAAUUGUGGCCCACUCUAUGAUGAUGCCGUCUCCCUCCAGACUUCGCUAGCCCUUCCUGCCAUGCCCAAGCCACCAGGAGCCCUUCUUAGGAGUAUCUCCGUGCCUCCAGCCUUCGCCAUGGCUGACACAUAUGCAGUGGUGCAGAAGCCCAGGGCUACUUCAGGCCCCCGGUCAGGGUCUGGGCUGUGCAGCACGGAGAGGGCACCGCUUUACAGCCCUGUGACCCCGGGCGCCCGCUGGCCGCAGGCACCCGUGGAGGAGACGCAGGAGGCACUGUUGGGCGGCGUUCCUGCUGACCCCAGCCCUACUGGGCCUGGCGCAUACGAGGACGUCACCGGUGGAUCUCAGACUGGUGGUCUAGGCUUCAACCUGCGCAUUGGAAGGCCUAAAGGGCCCCGGGACCCUCCUGCAGAGUGGACCCGGGUGUGAAUGCUGCACCAGCCUGCCUGCUACCCCACAUGGGUGCUUGGACUGCUGAAGGCUAUGCUCUGCUGUGUGAAGUGUUGGGAAUGGAAGUGCUGGGCCUGGAUCAAAAUAAAAUUUCUCAGGGUGGGAAA